AUGCGACUCUCUACGACUCACGAGACACAUGAUCAGCCGCAGAUCAAAGAGACGCCGGACGCGGAGACGCUCACACCAAGGAAGAGCAAAGAAGCGCCCCGCAUCUAUGCCAUUGAAGUGAUGUACAGUAGAACAAACUGCUAUUAUUUUGCGCCGGGACUGAGCAUCAGGCCCGACAUCAGACUCUCGGCACCAAGAUUGUGA
Messenger RNA from Fusarium poae, 204 nucleotides. RefSeq lists its product as uncharacterized. The record is from RefSeq and is a predicted model, not a curated record. The transcript is spliced from 3 exons. Lineage: Eukaryota; Fungi; Ascomycota; Sordariomycetes; Hypocreales; Nectriaceae. The coding region runs from base 1 to 204 and encodes 67 amino acids.